This is a messenger RNA of Salarias fasciatus (jewelled blenny), 3598 nucleotides long. RefSeq names its product glutamate receptor, ionotropic, N-methyl D-aspartate 1a (gene grin1a). The coding region runs from base 575 to 3430 and encodes 951 amino acids. Gene Ontology annotation, biological process: monoatomic ion transport. Gene Ontology annotation, molecular function: ligand-gated monoatomic ion channel activity; signaling receptor activity. Lineage: Eukaryota; Metazoa; Chordata; Actinopteri; Blenniiformes; Blenniidae. The transcript is spliced from 22 exons. The record is from RefSeq and is a predicted model, not a curated record. Gene Ontology annotation, cellular component: membrane.
GCUGCCUCACCACCAUCAGCACCACCACCACCGCAUCGGCGGCGCGCAUGCACAGCUGUCAGCACCAAGGACAGCAGCCGUUCAGCCCCGGAGCGACCGGCCGAGCGACGCAUCGGUGUGAGAAAAGUGCGGACCGAGCGCGCGGAGCGGCGGCUGCAGAGAGCGAUACGCGCCCCGGAGAGCAAGCCUGACAUUUCCUCUCUCCCUCUUUUUUUUUUCUUUUUCUUUUUCUGACGGAUUAACCCUUUCAUCCAAAAACCGCAGAGGGUCCGGGGAGGAAGAAAGAAAAAUGUGCAGAACGCGGGGUGACAGCCGGAUCUGUGAUACGAUCAUGCACAUUCCUCCGCAUUGCACAUAACAGCCAACCUAUUCCGUCUUCUCCAGCACCUCGCCUCCCUCCCCUCGCGCGCCACACCGCCCACCUGGAUCGCGGCAGUCCGCAGUUCUUGCUUCGUUUUCCCCCCCACACCCGGCUUGAGCCGUGCCGCCGUCCGGGAGCUGGUCGAGCCGACCCGCCACCGAGGAGGGGAAAAGCGACCGGGUCGUCCUGUGCUGUCUGGUGGUCCACCACGCGAUGCGUCUGUUUCUGCUGGCGGUGCUCUUCUCGUGCUCCUGCGCGCGGGCCGGCUGCGAGCCGAAGAUCGUGAACAUCGGGGCUGUCCUGAGCCAGAAGAGGUACGAGCAGGUCUUCAAAGAUGCCGUGACCCAGGCCAACCAGGUCUACGGCCGCGACAAGUUCAAGCUGACCGCCAUCUCCGUCACGCACAAGCCCAACGCCAUCCAGAUGGCUCUGUCCGUGUGCGAGGACCUCAUCUCCAGCCAGGUCUACGCCAUCCUGGUGAGUCACCCCCCUCAGUCCAAUGACCACCUCACCCCGACGCCUGUCUCCUACACCGCGGGCUUCUACCGCAUUCCCGUGGUCGGGCUCACCACCCGCAUGUCCAUCUACUCCGACAAGAGCAUCCACCUGUCCUUCCUGCGGACGGUCCCGCCCUACUCCCACCAGGCGCACGUGUGGUUCGACCUGAUGCGCGAGUUCAACUGGAACCACAUCAUCCUGAUCGUGAGCGACGACCACGAGGGGCGGGCCGCCCAAAAGAGGCUGGAGACGCUGCUGGAGGAGCGGGAGACGAAGAAUAAAAAAAGGAACUAUGAAAACCUCGACCAACUGUCCUAUGACAACAAGCGAGGACCCAAGGCUGAGAAAGUCCUCCAGUUCAGCCAGGAGACUAACUUAACUGCCCUGCUGCUGGAGGCCAAAGAGCUGGAGGCCCGAGUCAUCAUCCUGUCUGCCAGCGAGGAGGACGCUGCCGCGGUGUACAAGGCCGCUCGCUUCCUCAACAUGACGGGCUCCGGCUACGUGUGGCUGGUGGGCGAGCGGGAGAUGUCGGGUAAAGCCCUGAGCGAGGCGCCAGACGGUCUGAUCGGCCUCCAGCUCAUCAACGGGAAGAACGAGUCGGCGCACAUCAACGACGCCGUGGCCGUGGUGGCUCAGUCCAUCCAGGAGCUCUUUGAGAAGGAGAACAUCACCGAGCCGCCGAGGGGCUGCGUGGGCAACACCAACAUCUGGAAGACGGGCCCUCUUUUCAAACGAGUCUUGAUGUCAUCUAAGUAUCCCGAGGGCCUGACGGGUCGGGUGGAGUUCAACGACGACGGGGACAGGAAGUACGCCCACUACAGCAUCCUCAACUACCAGAAGACUCGACUCAUUCAAGUCGGCAUUUACAACGGGACGCAGGUGGUAAUGAACAAUCAGCGCAAGAUCAUCUGGCCGGGAGGAGAGACGGAGAAACCGCAGGGCUUCCAGAUGUCCACCAGAUUAAAGAUCGUGACGAUACACCAGGAGCCGUUCGUGUACGUGAAGCCGACCAUGCCAGACGGAACCUGCAAGGAGGAGAUGACGCUCAAUGGAGUCCUAAUAAAAAAGGUUAUCUGCACUGGGCCCAAUGAGACCAUCCCAGGUAACCUAUCAGGACGCCCAAUCGUGCCGCAGUGCUGCUACGGAUUCUGCAUCGACCUCCUCAUCAAGCUGGCUAUGACCAUGAACUUCACCUACGAGGUGCAUCUGGUGGCUGAUGGGAAGUUUGGAACUCAGGAGCGGGUGAACAACAGCAACAAGAAGGAGUGGAACGGCAUGAUGGGUGAGCUCCUGGGGGGCCUGGCCGACAUGAUUGUGGCCCCGCUGACUAUAAACAAUGAACGAGCCCAGUACAUCGAGUUCUCCAAACCGUUUAAAUAUCAAGGUCUCACCAUCCUUGUUAAAAAGGAAAUCCCUCGCAGUACUCUGGAUUCAUUUAUGCAGCCGUUCCAAAGCACGCUGUGGCUGCUGGUGGGUCUAUCGGUGCAUGUGGUGGCGGUGAUGCUUUACCUACUAGACCGGUUCAGCCCGUUUGGAAGAUUUAAAGUAAACAGUGAAGAAGAAGAGGAAGACGCCCUCACCCUAUCGUCCGCCAUGUGGUUCUCCUGGGGAGUCUUGCUGAACUCUGGUAUUGGAGAAGGCGCGCCGCGCAGCUUCUCAGCGAGAAUCCUUGGUAUGGUGUGGGCUGGCUUUGCUAUGAUCAUUGUCGCCUCUUACACUGCCAACCUGGCUGCCUUCCUGGUGUUGGACCGGCCUGAGGAGCGCAUCACUGGCAUCAACGACCCAAGGCUGAGAAACCCAUCGGACAAGUUCAUCUACGCCACGGUGAAGCAGAGCUCCGUGGACAUCUACUUCCGGCGGCAGGUGGAGCUCAGCACCAUGUACCGCCACAUGGAGAAGCACAACUAUGAGAGUGCCGCCGAGGCCAUCCAGGCCGUGCGCGACAACAAGCUGCAUGCUUUCAUCUGGGACUCUGCGGUGCUGGAGUUUGAAGCCUCGCAGAAGUGCGACCUGGUGACCACGGGAGAGCUGUUUUUCCGUUCGGGCUUUGGCAUAGGCAUGCGCAAGGACAGCCCCUGGAAACAGAAUGUGUCCCUGGCCAUUCUCAGUUCUCAUGAGAACGGCUUCAUGGAAGACCUAGAUAAAACCUGGGUGAGAUACCAGGAGUGUGACUCAAGGAGCAAUGCCCCAGCCACACUCACCUUUGAGAAUAUGGCAGGGGUCUUCAUGCUGGUGGCUGGAGGCAUAGCAGCAGGUAUCUUCCUCAUCUUCAUUGAAAUCGCCUACAAGCGCCAUAAAGACGCCCGCAGGAAGCAGAUGCAGCUGGCCUUUGCGGCCGUCAACGUCUGGAGGAAGAACUUACAGCCCUCUUCCUCUCUAGAGACUCAGGAUGAUAGGAAAAGUGGUAGAGCAGAGCCCGACCCCAAAAAGAAAGCCUCUUUUAGGUCCAUCAGUACCACCCUGGCCUCCAGCAUCAAGAGACGUAGGUCCUCCAAAGACACGCAGUACCCACCCACCGACAUCACGGGCCAACUCAACCUGUCGGACCCGUCUGUCAGCACCGUGGUGUAGAGGAGGGAGAGGGCGACAGCGAGGCCCGCUCCCCGAGGAGAGAGGAAGCCAGACGACGAGAGGAGAGGAGAGGAGAGGAGAGGAAGGGAGUUCCCUUCAUUCUGCCAAAUCCGAUGCUUUUCAAGUUCAUCACCUGCCUGUGGAGCUUUUUGAGAAAGAAAAAAAAAA